This is a messenger RNA of Rosa chinensis, 744 nucleotides long. RefSeq names its product organ-specific protein S2. The coding region runs from base 53 to 514 and encodes 153 amino acids. The record is from RefSeq and is a predicted model, not a curated record. The transcript has 2 exons. NCBI's taxonomy places the organism in Eukaryota, Viridiplantae, Streptophyta, Magnoliopsida, Rosales, Rosaceae.
UUUACGUAUCAUUGCAAUAUCGAAGGAAGGCUUCUUGCAUAGCAUUGCAGUCAUGAACUCCCUUUAUGCCAUCAUAGCUCUCCUCUCACUUCUUUUGUUCACUACAACUGUACAUUCAAGAAUAGGUGCAGGAGGCUACAUGAAAAAUUCCAUUGAAAAGCAACCCAUGCCAGCAGACUCAUGGAAGCUCGUAAAAGAACAGGUUGAGCUUAACAAUGCUGAUCUAUCUGAUGAUAAGGCUGAGAAAACCAACUGCAAUGAAAAUGGGAAACCUAACAGUGAAUUUGAGAUUGUCGAGUUUGAACCGAGACCUGAUGUCACAAUUUACCAUGGUGACAGUGAAGUAACAGAGUCCAGAACUCUUAAAGACGAGCUAGAGUCUAAGGCCAUAGGUAACAUGCACCCUAAGGAUAAAGGUCCUAAAGAUAAGCUGCCAUUUGAAGUCAAAGCCAAAAGGCAUGCAUUUGAAGAAGAUUUUGAGCCAAGGCCAAAUAUUUCUGUGUACAAUGACUGAGGAAAAUGAGAGGUGAUGAAAUACUGGUGCAAUUAUGGUGCUGUUUUUAAAUAAGUUUUUAUGAUUAUGAUUGUAAGAUAUAUGUGGUUUGAUUGUUUGAUAUUUCAAGUCGAGUAACUGUAAGCUUCAGGAUAUGUACGUGUGAUGCAAUCCUGUAAGAAGUUAAAUAAGUUGUUUCAUCCCUGAAUGCAAUUCGUGAAUAGUACGUAUCUGGUUAUUGUGAAUUGUUA